Urocitellus parryii (Arctic ground squirrel) is the source of this 237-nucleotide messenger RNA. RefSeq names its product WAP four-disulfide core domain protein 15A-like. Gene Ontology annotation, molecular function: peptidase inhibitor activity. Gene Ontology annotation, cellular component: extracellular region. NCBI's taxonomy places the organism in Eukaryota, Metazoa, Chordata, Mammalia, Rodentia, Sciuridae. The record is from RefSeq and is a predicted model, not a curated record.
AUGAAGCCGAGCAGCCUCUCCCUGCUCUCGGUGGCCGCCCUCCUUUGGCUCCGCGUGGCGCAGGCCAACAUGAAGGAAGUUCAGCAGAAAUCUGGGUACUGCCCCGAGUUCUUUCUCUCCUGCUCCUUCACGCUGCUUCCCCGGUGCCGGCGGGACGGAGGCUGCCACGGACCCAAGAAGUGCUGCUUCUACCAGUGCCAGCAGCAGUGCAUGCAGCCCUGGCCCACGCUGGACUGA